AACAUAGUAUCACGUUGAGAUUGUUCAGUCCACAUUCCUCUUUAACUAAUCUAAAAACUUUUAACAUCUCGAUUUAAAGUUUCUUUCGCAGAAUUAGUUGUAAAUUAAAAAUGAAAGCAUUGCGAAGUAAUAACUUUUUUUUAUCAACUUAAGUUAUUUUUACUUUCAGUAUUGUGCAGUUGAGCGUUAUCUAGUAUUAGUUUGAUCAUUAACGCUAAGUUAACGACUGUGGCUAGUGUGACGGGUUAACAUUACACGCGAUGAUUGCGUAGCAAGUGUCCAUUGUUGAAUGUCAUGAUAAUCGAAAAAUUUUACAAUGAGACUACUGCUUGUGAUGUCGAUAAUUACUUCUUUAGAAGCUCUUCACUGUGAUAAAGAAUUCAAUUUCGUAGAGUUCGGAUACGAAAACGGAUACGACAUAAUAUGCCAAGGCCUCACCAAUAAGCACAUAAGUCUUCUUCAAAACAUCAGCAUAAUCAACGAACUCAGUCUCAAAAUAGAAAACUGCACAUUAACCGACGUUACAUCAAACAUUUUUCAAAACGUAGCCAACAUAAAGCACUUAUAUUUAGAAAACUCUACGUUUAGUUUUUCUCGAUCGGAAGCCAUAUUUGAAAUCGUUUGUAAAUUAGAACAGUUAACUAUUAUAAACACUAGAUUCAAACCUACUAAAAUUUCUUUGUCCAAAUUAUUUAAUUUAAAAAAAUUAAUUUUGACUAACAAUCAGAUCACCAGUAUUGAAGCUGGCGCAUUUAUAGAUUUAGGAAUGUUAUCUGCUCUUCACAUAACAGAAAAUAAACUAACAGAUUUAAAUAGCUUACCAUUAUGUGAAUUAAAAAAUUUAAGGACGUUAAACUUAACCAGAAAUCGUAUCGAGCAUUUAGAUGAAGCUUUUUAUUGCGAAACUAUAGAUAAUGAUUCAGUAUUUUACAUUAACAAUUUUAAAAGUCAAACCUCGCCAUCUGUUACUCCCAGUAUUACUUCAACAGAAUUAUACCAAAUCGAUCUUAGUUUUAACAGUAUUAAAGAUUUAAGCGUGUCAUUUGCUUUUUUAAAAUCGUUAAAAUCUGUUAAUUUACAAGGAAAUUUGUUGAGGAGAAUUAAUAGUACGUAUUUCACUUAUUUAGAGUAUUUAGAAGAUUUGCAAGUUAGUGAUAAUAUUAUAAGUAUUAUUGAUGAUAAAGUUUUCGAAAAUAAACGGUUUCUCGAAAAAAUCGAUAUUUCCAACAAUAAAAUAACAAAUAUCAAUUUUCGAUACUUAGAUUCCCUUAAAUAUUUAAAUUUACGUAAUAACUCGUUUUUACUAGAAUCUCUUUUAACUUUUAAUAAAACAAAUAAUUUGAAUAUAUUAUUACUAAGUCUUAAUAAAAUAACAGUUAUAAAACCUAAUAUAUUUAAAAAAUUAGAAUUAUUACAAACUCUAGAUUUAUCUUAUAACAAUGUUGUAUUAAUUGAUGGUUCAUUUAGAGGAUUGAUAAACUUGACGUACCUUCGGUUAAAUAAUAACAACAUCGCAACUCUACCAACUAAAUUAUUUAAAGAUCUCAAAACUUUACGAGUAUUAGAUUUAUCUCAAAACCAAAUUAAAAAUAUAGAAGAUAAUGAUAUGUUCGAUAACUUGAUCAAUUUAGAAACUUUGAAUCUUUCGAGAAACAGUUUAACUCAGAUAAAUUACGAUUUACUCCAACCUCUAGACAGUUUAACAGUUUUAGAUAUUUCACAUAACUAUGUACAUUAUAUUGAUUACGAUACUAUUAUUUCUAAUCUACCAUCUUUAUCCUUUUUCAAUAUAAGAUACAAUAAUUUAUCUUGUGGACUUUUAACUAAAAUUAUCAAUUAUCUGAAAACGAAAGGAGUUUCUUAUACAAUUCAAGAAGUCAUUGCUUCUGAUAAAGUUAACAUCGGGGGUAUAUAUUGUACUGACGAUCUAAUUAUUGCGAAAAGUAAUAAACCCGAAAAACAUGUUUUGUUCGAUAUUAUUUUAGGACUUGUCAUAGUUCUUGGGUUCGUUAUUUUAAGUAUAAUCAUCUUUAAGUCAUAUAUUUAUUUGAAAAGGAGAAGAUAUAGGGCCGAUGAGUUCGAGCUGAUUGAAGACUUCACAAUUAUCACCGGGGCAUCUCUAAUAGCUCAAACAAGUUAUCAAAACGGUUUUUGAUAAUGCGAAAAGUAUAUGAUGGAUUGAUUCAAUUGCAAAAUAUUGAGGAAAGAAAUAUGGACAAACAAAACUCUUUGUGGUAAUGUUGAUUAUAUUGUAAACAUAAAACGAAAUUGGUGGAAAUAAGACCCAUCGUACGCAAGGCUUUUUUCAACUGAAUAAAUUAUAGCUAUAGUAUUAGGUGACUGGCUAAUUCGCUUUUUUAGCAAUUAGCUUCUACUACCGACUGAGCUCUUUAUUAUUGAUUCUAGAAAUACAUUUUAAUUUUCACGGAUACAUAAAGUCCUCAAUGAAAACCAAAGCAUUCCUUUUUUUGUUACAACAUUGAUAAAUAUUUUUGAUUAUGUAGAUACUGUCCCAAAUUGAAAUAGAUGAGCUGUGAAUGAUCAUUCUAACGGUGGGCUAAAAAGUUCAUGGGCUAGUAUAGAAAAAAAUUUUUUUUAUUGUAUUAGAUUUCAUUAUUCAUUAUAGUUGCCUUCGAGGUGUUACCACAAUUAAGCAGUCAUACAAUUUUUUUAUGCCACUUUUGUAGUAGAUUUGCUUUCAGCCUAAAAAUAGACUUAGAUCUGAGAACAGGAAAAGUGGUUUGAUGCCAGUUAUGGAGAAUACGGUGGAAACGUGAACAACUCGAAGCCAAAUUGCCAUCGUUUCGAUUGAUAUGUGACAAUUUCUUGAUGAAACAGCAUUUUUUCUUCAUCUUCAAAAGGGAGCGUUUUCCCGUGAUUUCAUUCUCCAAACGCUCCAAUAACAUUACGUAAUAAUCUCGGUUUAUAAUUUUUUCAUGUUUAAGAAAUUCGAUGAAUAUUAUGCUGUGUGCAUCCCAAAAUACUGUAGUUAUAAUCUUACCAACAAUAUUUUCACGUUUUGAGUCCACUCGACUGACUAUCGAUUCGACUUCGGUAUGAAAUGAUAAACCUACGAUUGUACAGCUUCAAAAAUUGCUCAGAAUCAUCAAUUCGGUAUUGUUUUUGGUCUGGCGGCACUAACAGUUAUCUGCAUAACGAAAUAUUCAUUUGCGAUAUCUUCAGCAGGUCCUUUGAUAUCUUCAAGAGUCUCAGCUUCACUUUACGGUAAUCCGAAAUUAUUUUGUGGACCUUUUGUGCAGUUUUCGGUAAUAGCUCCUCUGGGGAAUCGUUUAAACUUAGCACUCAACAGGUCGGAAUAAUAUUUAUUUAUCCAUUUUUUCAAACGUACAAAAGCUGCUUCACUAAAAAUGCUACAACUCAUAAAUUAAUUGUACGACAGCUGUCAAAUUAAUACACGUGUCUCUUAAAGGUUAUGACUAACUGAAAAUCAUAUGGAUUUAAUACUAGUAAUUCCAUCUAUGUAUCAGCCAACGAACUAUUCCGCCCACCUAAUAAUAUAUAGAAAACUGAAUAAAAUUGUUAUAUUUCAUAUUAAACGAUUUUUAUAUAUUUUUAUGUAGAUUUGACUUUUUAUUAAAAUAUUACUUGUU
Diorhabda sublineata is the source of this 3611-nucleotide messenger RNA. Its product is annotated as chaoptin-like. Gene Ontology annotation, molecular function: protein binding. The transcript has 3 exons. Bases 317 to 2155 code for a protein of 612 amino acids. The record is from RefSeq and is a predicted model, not a curated record. Gene Ontology annotation, cellular component: extracellular matrix. Lineage: Eukaryota; Metazoa; Arthropoda; Insecta; Coleoptera; Chrysomelidae.